Messenger RNA from Neohortaea acidophila, 1443 nucleotides. RefSeq names its product P-loop containing nucleoside triphosphate hydrolase protein. The transcript has 3 exons. NCBI's taxonomy places the organism in Eukaryota, Fungi, Ascomycota, Dothideomycetes, Mycosphaerellales, Teratosphaeriaceae. The record is from RefSeq and is a predicted model, not a curated record. Gene Ontology annotation, molecular function: ATP binding; RNA binding; RNA helicase activity. Gene Ontology annotation, cellular component: cytoplasm; nucleus; ribonucleoprotein complex. Bases 1 to 1443 code for a protein of 480 amino acids. Gene Ontology annotation, biological process: rRNA processing.
AUGUCGAACCUCGGAGCUGGCCUGAAGCAACAGCACUGGGACCUCAACACCAUGCCCAAGUUCGAGAAGUCGUUCUACAAGGAGGACCCUGCCGUCGCUGCGCGCUCUCAAGCCGACGUAGACGCCUUCCGUCGCGAGAAGCAGAUCGCCAUCACCGGCAAGAAUGUGCCCAAGCCGGUCGAGACCUUCGACGAGGCCGGCUUUCCAGGCUACGUCAUGAACGAGGUGAAGGCUCAAGGCUUCCCUCACCCCACCCCCAUCCAAUCCCAGGGCUGGCCUAUGGCUCUUUCCGGUCGUGAUGUCGUCGGUAUUGCCGAGACCGGUUCUGGAAAGACUCUCACAUACUGCCUGCCCGCCAUCGUCCACAUCAACGCCCAGCCGCUCCUCGCACCUGGCGACGGCCCCAUCGUCCUCAUUCUCGCCCCUACCCGUGAACUCGCGGUGCAGAUUCAAGAAGAAGUCAGCAAGUUCGGCAAGUCGUCGAGGAUUCGCAACACCUGUGUGUACGGCGGUGUGCCCAAGGGCGGCCAAAUCAGAGAUCUCGCUAGAGGCGUGGAGGUCUGCAUCGCCACCCCAGGCCGCCUCAUUGACAUGCUCGAAUCUGGCAAGACCAAUCUCCGACGUGUAACUUACCUCGUCCUCGACGAAGCCGAUCGUAUGCUGGACAUGGGGUUCGAGCCGCAGAUUCGCAAGAUCAUUGGCCAGAUCCGUCCCGAUCGCCAGACUUGCAUGUGGUCCGCCACCUGGCCAAAGGAAGUCCGACAGCUCGCAUCCGACUACCAGCAAGACUUCAUCCAGGUCAACAUCGGUUCCCACGACCUCGCCGCCAACCACCGCAUCACCCAAAUCAUCGAGAUUGUUUCCGACUUCGAGAAGCGUGACCGCAUGCUUAAGCAUCUUGAGGGAAUCAUGCAAGAGAAGGAGAAGAACAAGAUCCUCGUCUUCACCGGCACCAAGCGCGUCGCCGACGACAUCACUCGCUUCCUCCGCCAAGACGGCUGGCCCGCCCUCUCCAUCCACGGCGACAAGCAGCAAAACGAGCGCGACUGGGUGCUCAACGAAUUCAAGACGGGCAAGAGCCCCAUCAUGGUUGCCACCGAUGUGGCUUCCCGUGGUAUCGAUGUCAAGGACAUUACUCACGUGUUCAACUAUGACUACCCCAACAACACCGAGGACUACGUCCAUCGUAUCGGCCGCACUGGACGUGCUGGUCGCGAGGGCACGGCCAUCACGCUCUUCACUACUGACAACUCGAAGCAAGCGCGCGAGCUCGUGCAGAUCCUCAAGGAGGCCAAGCAGCAGAUCGACCCUCGUCUUGCCGAGAUGGCUCGCUUCGGCGGCGGGGGCGGUGGUGGCCGCGGCUACGGAGGAGGUCGUGGUCGUGGGCGUGGAGGAUGGACGGGCAGUAACACUGCUCCGCUCGGCGGCUCGCGUCGCUGGUAG